UGGGCAAAGUAAUAGAGGAGGAGAAAAGAACGAGGUUUUACAGUGGAGUUGUUGAAGAAGAAGUAAUCGGUGUGCAAAACGCAGAUCGCAGUGGUAAGGGGAGAGGCCUGGCUGUAAUGGAGGAAUAUUAAAAAUUUGAGAGGGUAUGUUGUCGACAAACUGAGCAAGACGAAGCUACAACUAUAUGUCCAGUUUGGUUUUGUAUGUAGGCUGGAGUUUGGGAGAUACAGAAGACAGAGAAUGUAUAUGAACCAUGACUAGCAUGAUGGAGGAAUGUAGCGAUAUUGAUGUGACACAAAGGAAUGGAAUAGAAUCUACGAUCGAGGACACUGGUAACAAUUGUGGUAAUUCGCAAAAUGAGCCACAGGUUGGCAUGUUGUUUAAGGAAAUGGAAGAGGUUUUCGAUUACUACCAAGAAUAUGCAAUGGCGAAAGGAUUUUGUGUCAACAAGUUGUCUGGGAGAAAAGAUGUAAAUGGUGACUAUCAAUUUAUAACCUUCGGUUGUCACCGUGGGCGUAAAGCUGGAACUAACAUUAACAUUAAGGAAAGACAACGACCUUCAAGACGGAUAGGUUGUAAGGCUCGAUUGUGUGCGUCUAAUCAAAGAGAUGGAAGGUGGAAAAUUAAUAAAGUUAUAUUGGAGCAUAAUCAUGAAAUGGCACCAAGCAAAUCUAAAUUUUUACUCCAACAACGAGCGCUAUUGCCGCAUGAGAAGAGAAGGUUGGAGGUGAAUGAUAGUGUAGAUGCUAGAUCAUGCAAGACUUUUCGUUCUUUGGUUGCCGAAGUUGAGGGGCCCGAGAUGAUUAGUUGUUCAGAAGGAGACUGCCAUAGCCAUUUAGGCAAAGUGGGGAAGUUGCAUCUUGCAAAAGGUGAUGUUGAAGCAGUGUAUCAAUUGUUCAGGAGAAUGCAACAACGUGAUAGAAAUUUCUUUUAUGAAAUUGCUGUGGACAAGACUGGUCGAAUGAAGAAUGUAUUCUGGGCAGAUGGAAGGUGUCAAUAUGCUUAUAAGGAAUUUGGUGAUGUUAUAUCACUAGACACAAUGUAUCUAGUGAACGAGUAUAAAAUGCCAUUUGCAUCAUUUGUUGGCAUUAAUCAUCAUGGACAACCCAUUCUGCUAGGUUGUGCAUUGAUCUGUAAUGAGAAAGUAUCUACUUUUGUUUGGGUCUUUAGACAGUUGCUGCGAUGCAUGGGUAAUGUUGCACCACCAGCUAUAAUAACUGAUCAGUGUGCAAGUAUUUCGAAGGCAAUUGAGAUUGUUUUUCCUGAAACUAGGCACCGGUGGUGUCUACGAUACAUAAUGUUAAAGUUUUCUGAAAAGAUGAAGCAAUAUAAUCAGUAUAGUGAAAUCAAAGAGUUUUUUACCAACCUAGUAUUUGAUAGUGUGUCAAUUGAUGAGUUUGAAAAAGGUUGGGAAAUGAUGCUUGAUUGGUUUAAUCUCCAUGAGCACUCUUGGCUAAUUGAUUUAUACGAAGGGAAAGAGAAAUGGGUUCCCAUUUACGUGAGAAGGUACUUUUGGGGAGGACUGUCGUUGACCCAAAGGAACGAGAGCAUGAACUCCUUUUUCGAUGGAUACAUACAUUCAAGGAGCACGCUGAAACAAUUUUUAGACCAGUACGAGGUUGCAUUGAUGAAUAAAAUAGAGAAAGAGAUGCAAGCUGAUUUUGAUUCAAUGAACUCAAAAAUUCCGACGUGUAGUGAAUAUGCCAUUGAGAAACAAUUCCAAGAAGCUUACACUCAUGGAAUUUAUGUACAAGUUAGGAAGGAGUUUCUGAAAAUGAUGUAUUGUAGUGUUUCCCUGGUUGGAGAAAGACAAAAUGUUCUUAGGUACUCAAUAGAUUACAAGGUAUUUCUAGACGGUGGUGGCUGGAAGAGGGUUAACCACGAUGUGAUAUACAACCAUGAUUUGGUAGAUGUUAGUUGCAGUUGUAUGUUGUUUGAGUCAAAGGGUAUUUUGUGCUCACAUGCAUUGUGUGUUCUUACAAAGCAUGAUGUCGAUGUUUUACCAAACAGGUAUAUAUUGAAUAGGUGGAGGAAAGAUCUGAAACGUUAUUAUAGCAUAAUAAAGAGCAGCUUAUUUGGUCCCCAACUUUCAGAGGAAGCUAAAAGAGUUAAAGAAAUGGAAGAAAUUUUCACAAAAGCAGUUGACAUUGUUUAUGGAAAGGACGAGAUGUGUUCAUACGUGUACAAUUCUCUUAGGGAACUGUUGACAAAGCUAGAGAGUUGGGAGAUGGGAGGAAGUAGAUUUGUCCCUCAACUUUCAGAGGAAGCCUAA
Molecule: messenger RNA, 2272 nt
Organism: Jatropha curcas
Lineage: Eukaryota; Viridiplantae; Streptophyta; Magnoliopsida; Malpighiales; Euphorbiaceae
Product: protein FAR-RED IMPAIRED RESPONSE 1
Molecular function (GO): zinc ion binding
Source: RefSeq, a predicted model, not a curated record